Cylas formicarius (sweet potato weevil) is the source of this 5627-nucleotide messenger RNA. RefSeq lists its product as uncharacterized. Lineage: Eukaryota; Metazoa; Arthropoda; Insecta; Coleoptera; Brentidae. The record is from RefSeq and is a predicted model, not a curated record. Bases 47 to 5545 code for a protein of 1832 amino acids. Gene Ontology annotation, molecular function: heparin binding. Gene Ontology annotation, cellular component: cell surface. The transcript has 21 exons.
AAAUGGACUGGAAAAUGUAGUAAUUAUAACCUAUUCGUCGGAAACAAUGAGGUUGGACUGGCAUAAAUUAAACAAUUCCCAAUUGGAGAAACUUUGGUCUUGGGAUUUGGAAGUAAAUGUAAUUCAUCUAAACGUGUUCAAAAUAGGAGGCAAAGAUUUUCUUAUGAUGUUAGUUGGUAAAGAUAAUAGAAGUUCGGCCAUAAUCUAUCAAUUUGAUUGGAGUUUCACACAAUAUUGGUUUCAUCAAGAAAUUGAACUCACGGACUUUUCGAAUUCAUCCGCACUGGUUCAAUUCGAAGACAGUUUUUAUUUGGCCGUACCUCAAAAAUCCGUCAGUGUUCUCCAAAUUUAUGAAUUCAUUGAAAACCAUUUUACCUGGAGCUGGAACGUAAUAAGCCCGUUCGUAGACCAAGUCGUUUCGUUCGAAAUCGGAUUUAAGUCGUUCAUAGCCUUCAAUGGCUUGAACGCAGGCAUUUAUCAAUUUACUAAACAUGGUUUGGUCGAGGAAAAACUUAUUAACUCCAACCUCGAACGAAUUGAAUAUUGGCUGCCCAUACCGGUGAAAACCUAUAGAGAUGAAACGAUUUUGUUGACUCAACGACGAUUAGACCACGGCACACAUCAUUCGUUCGAUGUAGAUAUUAUUUCCUAUAAUGGUAACAAAUUUGAUGAACAUGAGGACGUUCCGUGUGUGUUUUUCGGCGAGUUACAAACCGGCCUCAAAUGCCUGACAGAAUACGAGUCCAAACGUGGUAUAAUUGGUGCUGCCUUUAUAGCUGUUGGAAACAUGGUUGGAGUGAUCCUUCCCAGAUGUAAUGAAGGUGUAUCCUUGCUUUUUGUAGUAAGGGCGUCCAUCAAAUCCUUACCACAUGCAUGGAAGAAUGAAAUGGAGAAAUUUUUGGAGUUACAAUCCAGAUUACAGGACGUCAUGGACGCUCAAAAGAAAGAAUUAUCCGACCUCAAACUGUCUGGCGUACCAAAAUUUGCUGCAGAAGCGACUGCGUCUAUUCAACUUAGACCAGCAGAUUUAAUGGUAAAGCAAAGAGUUCCUGUUCGGUUGGAAUUCUCUCAUCUUGCUGACGAAAUUAAACAAUUGACUCGAGAACUAGAAAAAGUGAAAUUGGAAUUUGGUUCAACUGCAGCGCGUUUUGAAAAUAUAACAAAUACAAAUCUCAUUUUUAACAAUUACGUUGAAAUAAAAGAGAAAGUUAUUACCGAAAAGUUAUAUGCAGAAAACAUUGGAGAAGAGGAAGCAGACUGGUUACUUGCAGACCUUGUGCGGAAACACAAUAUCCAUCAUAUUAGUGUACCAAAAAGUUUUGUAUCGUUGUCAACCCAUGAUGUUGAGUUUCAAAAUAUUAAUGGAAUUUCCAGCCAACAAUUAUUGGUUAAGGAUAAUGAAGAUCUUGUAAUCGAAGGAAAUGUAACAUUUAAUGGUUUAGUUAUCGCCAGCACGUUGGAGGUUUCUUCAGGAACGGUUAACGAUAUAAGGAUGGAUAGAGAGUGGAUAGAUGUUUCGAAACUUCUGAACGAUACGGUGGAGCUGGAAGAGGUAGAAGUUGAAUCAUUUUCAGCGGACCAGAUAAAUGAUAAACAAGCACACUUUAAAAAUAUUGAAAUAUUGGAUUUUGAGAAUUCGAGGAAGAUAUUAAAUAUAAGCGACAGAGAUAGCGUAUUUAUACCUGGAAAUGUGACAGUUGUUAAUAUUAAUGAUCGCUCUUUUGAAGAAUUCCUUCAGAAACUGUGCAUUACAAGUUUAAAGUGUUACUUACCCGAGCUUAAAGUUCUUGGGAAUGUCAAUAUAACUGGCAACGCAAUCGUGGAAUAUCUCAACAGAGUCAAGUUUCCUGAAGACUACGUGUCCACACGCUCCUCAGAAGAUGUAAUAAACGUAUCGGGAAAAAAAAUAUUUCUCCACGGCGUCAGGGGUUACAAAGUUCAAACGCGAAGCACGAUAGAUGGAAUCGAAAUCGAUCCAGAUCAGUGCAUAAUACUUUCCACCAACCAAAAUAUCACCGGAAAUAUAACUUUCAAUGAAUUGGAAGUUGGGUCUAAUCUUGAGGUAAAAGGAGAAGUUAAAGGAGAAGAGGUAGCAAAUUUUUUGACAAAUCGUGGUUUAACCGACACUCACAGAAUCAAAUCCAAUGUUGAGUUUUAUGACCUCGAGGUUGAAGGAAAAAUAGUUAUCGGAAACGGACUUAACGGUGUUGAUUUGGCUAAUGCGCUUGAAGAUUUAUUAUAUCAGCAAAACGAAGAGAUAUCCAUUGCAGCCGCCAAAAUAUUUUCGGAAGGUUUCACGGUUCUGAAAAACUUGAAUAUAAAGUCCGAUGCUAUUAACGACGCCCUACUAAUGGACAUUAUUACAAAAAACACAGACCAGGACUUGUACGUUAAUGAAAUUUUCGGAGACGUGAAUUUCGAAAAUCUGACAGUGAAUGGUUUUUUCGACGGUAAAAACAUAGUCACGUUAAAUCACAGUAUUGUGAAAGUAAACGUAGAUGCGAAUGUAUCUUCUCAAUUAAUUUUUUCCGAAAAUUUAUUCGUGGAGGAAUUAGAAAUAACCGAGAAGUUGAACGACUUGGCUCCCGAGGAAUAUCUGUACGAGUUGCCAGACGAAGGACUCGAAGAAAAUAUCAAAUAUAUCGAAGUGGACAAUCUCGUCGUCGAAGGGAACUUUACUGGUGAAAUGGGCUUAAAUAUAGAACCAAUAUUGGAGAACGGAUUAAGUUUGACGAAAGAUCAAACGGUAAAUUCAACCUACGUUAUCAAAAAGUCUUCCAUUAGCAACUUAAAGGUAGAAAAUAUCAAUGGAAUGAAAUUCGAUGAACUAUUUGGGUGUGUACAUAUUGAAGACGAGUUGAUUCGAGCUAUCGAACUCGGAAAUAUGAAUUUUCAAAAUGUUAGUGUAAGUGGGCCUUUGAUUAUUCAUAACAUAAAUAAUGAAGAUUUUGAACAACGUUUAUAUAGCUUUUGGAAAAAUCUACAUUCCAACGAUACGGAUUUAAAUUUGCAGGGCAAUGUUCACUUCCAGUCCUUAGAAAUAGAAAAUAUUGGAGGAGUAAAUUUUAAGGAAUACAUCAAAGGCGUCGUCUUCAAAGAUGACGAAGUUUUAGAACUUGAAGAUAGAGUGAGAUUCACAGACCAAGUCAGGGUACACAAAUUGUUGGAAACCAAUAAAAUAAAUUCUGUGGGCGUUAAACACAUACUUCGGAAAGAGGGUCGGCAAUCAAUUGCUGGCGAGCUCGUAAUCUAUGGUGACGUUAUAGUUGAAGGGGAUUUGGAGCUUCGUGGCGCGCUGAACGGUGUCCAUAUAAAUGAUUUCUUAACGAAUUUCGAUCUACAGGGGGCCAUGGUCACCAUUCCAGGCGAGGUCAUGUUCAAUAGGCUGCCAUAUAUUGGAAAUCUAAAUGUCAAUGGUUCUGUGAAUGGUCACAAUUUUGAAGAACUUAGAAACAGCUUCGUUUAUCUAGAUGGCGAUUUUUCAUUAGAUGGAAACAUAGUUUUUGAAAACCAGGUGGAUAUAUUGGGAAACUUAUCCGUAACCAACCAUAUAAACGGGGUAAACCUAUCAGAUUUAGAGGAGAGGAUCAUCUGGAUAAACCAAGACGAUUCAAUAGAGGGACCGGUACAAUUCGCUGAAUCGGUAGAGAUAUAUAAUUUCCUCAAGGUCAGAGGAAACUUAGAAACCAACUUGUUGAUGGGUGAAAAUUUUGAAGAUCAUCUCAACAGUGCGAUUUUCUUAGACAGGGGAAUUUUGAAAGGAAGGUACACCUUUAAUGAGGUGGUGAUUAAUCAGUUUUUGAAAACCGAUUAUAUCAAUGACAUCAAUAUGAGUGCAAUAGUGCCGUUAAAGACAGAUCAGACUAUUAAACAGGAGUUGCGUUUUAAUGAAUUAAAAGUUGUUAAUGAUGUUUGCGUAAAAGGUAAAGUCAAUGAUAAGCAUUUGGAAGACGAAUACAACAGGACAUUUUUGGCCAACAGAGAUCAAGACAUUGCUUCAGAAGUCGAAUUCACAGGCAAUGUCAUUAUUUACGAAAACUUGAAGGCUCCAGUAAUAAAUGGAAAAUCUUCAUCAAAAAUUGUCUCGACAAAUGGCUCUCAGAACUUGACAGCCGAAUACCAGUUCGAAGAAAAAAUAUGGACUAAUAAAGUUUUUGAAGUAAGCGGUUUGAUAAAUGGAGUGAACUUUACCCGAUGGGCAAAUAAUAGCGUCAAACUGUACGCGCAAAGCGUUCAAAAAGUGAACGACGAAUGGUCGAUUACAGACAACCUUACCUUCCUUGGCAACUUGAAUCAAAGCGAACUCUUGAUAAAUGGAAGAAAUUUUAGUCAGUUGGUCAACGAUAUCAAAGAACGAAAAAAUUACGAGUAUCAUACGAACAAGGGCAUUUUGAAAGAUUACAAUAACCUAUGCGCAGAUGUAUCAUAUCUCUACGAAAAAGCGAAAAAUCAAAUUUACAAAUUCAAAUAUUUCGAUGAGAUGCAAAGGUUAACCUUUUACGAUCGCAUACAGUACGUCAAGUUUUUCGAUCAUCGCGACAAUCGUUACCUCUUGGUUAAUGGAAAUAACUGUAUCUCUGAUCUAUUGAAAUUCGAUGCAAAAUACUUCAAGAUAGUUAAAAAAUUGCAUACCGGCUCUGUCGAGCAGGCAGAAGUAGUUCAAAGCGACGAGCAAUUGUUUUUAGUGACGAAUAUCGGUCAAUCAAAUACUCAGUGUAAACUGGAAAACACAACCGCCAUAUGGAAGUUGCAGGACGAAAGUCUUGAGUUUGUAGAAACCAUAGAAAAGCAGGAAUUACUACAAGAAUCUUUUUUACCCUUAACGUUUUAUGGACUGAAGGACGGUUUAAUUGGUGAAUAUAGGAUACAUCCAAAUUCACUAAUAGCCGUGAGACCUCGUCGAAGAUGGGAAGUCAAUACCGACAAUAUCGCGUUUAUGCCGAGAGGAUUGGGAAAAGUAAUCAGUCUCCGAACAGGAAAGAGCCUGAUUUACCUAGACGACAGUAACAUUGAGGAAAUUGAGUACGCCGACCCCAACCUUGAGAUCGUUUCGGUAGGAAACUAUUCGGAAAAAAGAAACUUAUUUGUUCCUGGAAGGAACGGCGGAGACAUCGUUGUUCUCAGAGUUGGAAUUAAAGGAUCAAAAAAGGACCUUCUGGCAGUUGCAUCUCACAGGGAAACCAAAGUUGGGCAUCGGUUAGAUCUAAUAGAGAUUUAUGAUGACCCGUUUGCAGAAGAGUUAUUCGAUAAAAUCUCCUGUUACAAACCAUCUGCUUUGACCGCCGUAGAUUUUGGCAAUGGAGAAACGCUGCUAGUGUUCAUGGAGGAUAAUAAAGUAUUGCAGAUUUACGAGUAUAAGGGAAUUGAAGGAUUCAAGCAUAAAGCAGCAAUCAAAAUGGCAGGGCACUCGCUAUUUUUAAUGACCCUGCCCAUAGAGCCAUACCUGAAUCCAAGAAAAGUGUUAGGCCUGGUUCACAAAAAGGAGGUGAUUUUGCUAAAUGCGAUCAUGCUGGGAAACAGAAUAAAUGGAAAUCUAAAAUGUUAAUUUUAACGUAUUGUAAUUGUUGUUGUUUUUAAUAUCAAAUUAUAUUUUACAAAAAUAUCUAUUAUGUAAAUAAAACAUUGUU